CUUGUGUUAAAUAUUUAGCCUGUACAAUGGCUUGUUUAAAUUCACGCAAAAUUGGAAGAAAAGAAUCUGGAAAACAUUCGAAAAAGGAUUUACAGAUUCUUCCAGGCUUUUAUCUUCGACAACUUGGUAUCAAACUCGGUAAAACUAUUGGUGAAGGAUCCUAUUGUAAAGUAAAAAUUGCGUUGUGUUAUGAUCGAAAAGAUAAAUCAUUAUCGCAAAAAGUUGCAUGUAAAGUAAUUGAUAAAAAUCGAGCUAGUACUGAUUUCAUCGACAAAUUUUUACCAAGAGAAUUAAAUAUUAUAUGUUCAAUUAAACAUCCACAUAUUGUAAGCGUAUUGUAUGCUCUUGAAUUAAGUGAUCGAGUUUAUAUUUUUAUGGAUUUAUGUGAAAAAGGCGAUCUUUUGGAAUAUGUUAAAGUAAAUGGAUCAUUACCAGAAUCACUGACGAAACGUUAUUUUAGGCAAUUGGUCUCAGCUGUGGAAUAUUUACAUUCGAAAGAUAUUGCCCACCGCGAUUUAAAAUGCGAAAAUAUAUUAUUAACAAGUAAGAAUAAUAUAAAAAUUGGUGAUUUUGGGUUUGCCCGCCUAUGUCGUGAUGCACAAACUGGAACACGGGUGUUAUCAAAUACAUUUUGUGGUUCCGCAGCUUAUGCAGCACCGGAAGUUUUACAAGGUGUACCGUAUAAUCCAAAAAUGUAUGAUAUUUGGUCAUUAGGUUGUGUCUUAUAUAUUAUGUUAUGUGCUUCGAUGCCCUUUGAUGAUACAGAUAUUCCAACUAUGCUUCACAUUCAAAAACAUCAUCUGAUUGAGUUUCCAAAUCGAAUUGAUCAAGUAUUGAGUACUUCAUGUCGUAAUUUGAUCAUGCACUUAUUAGAGCCUGAUAUAACAAGACGAGCAACUAUUUUACAAAUUUCGAAAUCCGAG
Molecule: messenger RNA, 923 nt
Organism: Chrysoperla carnea
Lineage: Eukaryota; Metazoa; Arthropoda; Insecta; Neuroptera; Chrysopidae
Product: testis-specific serine/threonine-protein kinase 2-like
Exons: 5
Biological process (GO): protein phosphorylation; intracellular signal transduction; microtubule cytoskeleton organization
Cellular component (GO): cytoplasm
Molecular function (GO): tau-protein kinase activity; ATP binding; protein serine/threonine kinase activity
Source: RefSeq, a predicted model, not a curated record